Messenger RNA from Phialemonium atrogriseum, 4810 nucleotides. RefSeq names its product putative RING finger protein. Gene Ontology annotation, biological process: positive regulation of transcription by RNA polymerase II. NCBI's taxonomy places the organism in Eukaryota, Fungi, Ascomycota, Sordariomycetes, Cephalothecales, Cephalothecaceae. Bases 455 to 4327 code for a protein of 1290 amino acids. The record is from RefSeq and is a predicted model, not a curated record. Gene Ontology annotation, molecular function: metal ion binding; transcription cis-regulatory region binding. The transcript is spliced from 6 exons.
CCUAGUUGGUGGGGUCGCACCAUUCAUCAGCAAAAGAAGCUCGUGGAAACGCAACCAACUAGGGCCCCGCAAAUGUGAUUAAAUCCGAGCUAGUAGUACUGGGAUUGCCUCCCUGCUUUUCGCAUGAUGACAGUGUUAGCUCUGGCCGCACUCGAGACUUCCAAUUGUCACGCAUCGGAUAGCUUUUGCUCCUUUUCUUCGUCUUUGUGGCUAGCACUCUUCUCUUUGAGCUUCAACUGUGCCUACGGGUUGAAUUAUAUCUCGCGAACUGCCUACUACCUUCCGAAAUCAUCAUCUACCUGCAGCGCCAUUUAGCCUCGCCCAGUCGUCUGGUCCCGGUAGCUUUUGCGCGCAUCUUAUCCCAACCCAAGCUCCCAAACUUUGCUCUCCCAAUUAUCCUGGGUUGCGCUAUCUUGAACGACGUCGAUAGAAUCCUCCACCAGCAACGGAAAAGAUGGGCACCUUUACAUUCAAAUGGCCCCAUGCUGCCGAGGAAGUCUAUGUGACGGGCACUUUCGAUGACUGGUCUAAGAGCGAGAAGCUGGCCAAGGUCGGGGAUGCUUUUGAGAAGACGGUCACACUUCCUGAAGUCUCCGAGCCGAUCCUCUACAAGUUCGUUGUCGACGGCAAUUGGACUACAGACCACACUGCCCCGCAAACAAAGGACGCCUCUGGCAACGAUAACAACCUCCUGAAGCCCGAGGACAUCUCCAAGGAGACCGUACCCGCUGCCGCAGUCAUGAACACUGUCUCGCCAGAGUCCACCACCGCCGCGUUGGCCAAGGAUGUUCCCUUUGAGAAGAAGGAGGAUCUACUUCCAGGAACAUUCCCGGUGACGCCCGCUGCUGCGUCUGAACAAGAAAAGGAAUUCAAAGUCGACCCGCUGCCGGCGACCGAGGGGGCUAUCAACCCAAUCAAACUCGCUCCCGGUGAGAAGAUACCCGACGCCCUGAAAUCCAACGGCACCUACGAUCAAGUUACCCUGGACAAGGAGUCGUACGAAAAGAGCGAUCGAAUUCCUGGCCUUGAGACCGAGCUACUACCUCCUGUUUCCGGCGCCAUGAUCCCCGAGUCGAGCUUGCCUCUCGUUGCUAGCUGGUCCGGCAUCAACAGUGCUGCUCCUGACUCGUCGACCGCUGCUUUGGCUGCCGCCGUUCCCCUCGAGGAGCCCAAGGUGCCUGACGUUGUCAAGGAGAGCCAGGAGAAGGCAAAUGUUGCUCCAGAGGCCAGUGGUAUAAGCAAGGAGGUUGCCCAGAAGGCCGAGCUCGAGGACGAGCUUGCUGAGAAGGUGCCGGAGGCGCCGUCGACCUCGGAAGGCACGGCUGGAAAGGGCACCGAGAAGUCCGAGACCGACAAGACCAUCGGUGAGACCGUCGCUGCUGCCGCUGUCGCCACUGCUGCUGCUGCCGGUAUUGCGGCCGUUUCCACCGCCACCACGGCCAAGGACGCCCUUGCCGAGAAAGCCUCGGGUGCGACAACUCAGGCGACCGCUACCGCGACUGACGCUGCUGCCAACCUUCCGGAUUCAGUCAAGCAUGCCCUUCCAAUCUCAGUUCAAGAGGCCAUUCCUCAUACCACCAAGGAGGAUGUGCGGGAGGAGGUAUCGCCUGAGGUCCCUGCUGAAGUCAAGGAGUCGAUCACCGAGGCCGAGAGGAGCCCCGAGGCGGCCGCAAAUACGGAGGCUGUGGGGGAGAAAAAGGACGUCGAGACCGAGCUUCUGAAGGAGGUCAAGCGCGAGGAGGCGCCGAAGCAGGCCGCGACCGAAGAACCAGUUACGGUGGUACACGUCCCCAAGACGGACGAGUCCGCUGCAGGGACAACUGCCAAAGCUGAGGGAAGCACGAUUGAAGAGGCCCUGCGCAAUGGCCCUCCGCCUGAAACCACCCAGCCUGCGGUCACCGCACCUGCUGUCGUCACCGAGUCCGGGAUCAUCCAACCGGAGGUGAACGGUGCCAAGAGCGCAGCGGCCACGGCUCCAGAGACUCCAGUCAAGGCAGCUGCGGCCGCCCCCGCCAACACCACUGCCGGCAGCAGCAGGCCCGCCGAUAGCCCAGCCACGGCGGAGAGGAAGAAGAAGAACAGGCUAAGCUCCAUCUUCAGCAAGAUCAAGCACAAGGAAGGUCGAUUUAUCUAUCCCUCGCUUCGCAUCUUCGUCAAAUCUUGUUACUUUAGAGCCGGCCGCAAUAUAAUUCUCAUCUCUUUCUCAGGUCGACUCGCUGGUCAUAUUUCUACAUAUGGGACGGCGAUCAUGAGCUCGACAUCCUCGAACCUGGGCAAGUCCCUCUCAAUCUCAUCAACGUCGAACCACUCCCCUGGCCCAAGCCAGUCCGGUGCCUCUCCCAGCUUCGAAUCUACCCGCCGUCCCAACCAAGUGAGCCCGUCACUUUCACACCCGUCUCCCCGAAAGGGUCAGGGAUUGAAAAAGCAGCACCGCAACCAACGAAAACCCGUCCCUCGCAACCCGAACGUCGACGAGGAGGACGCAAUGGCGGAGCUCCGGGCUGUCCGGAACGCCUCCAGCCGCCGCGGCCAGAUGUCCAUCACCCACCUCCUCAACUACGCGGUGCCCCACCGCCCCUACAACGACGGCCGCCACCACCCGCACCCGCACGGUGCCCACUCGCGGUCGUACCGGCGUAACCCGGUCUGGGGCCCGGGUUCGGGCCACCACGCCGCCGACAAGGCGCGCUACGUCCACGCCAACUACCGCUUCGUGGUUUCCCCGGCGGGGAGCUACGGUGCCCACGCGGUCGACGCGGACAAGCACCUCGACUGGGUCGACGUGCUGCAGAUCCUGGCCAGCGCCGAGUCCCAGCAGGCCUCGUGCCCCAUCUGCCUGUCGGAGCCCGUCGCCCCCAGGAUGGCCAAGUGCGGGCACAUCUUCUGCCUGCCGUGCCUGUUACGGUAUAUGGAUUCGAGUCCUGUCGGCGACGACCGCCCGGGGGGGGCGGGGGGCCAUCAGGUCAAGCAGACCAGGUGGAGGAAAUGUCCCAUCUGCGAGGACAGCAUCUACGUCUCCGAAGUGCGGCCGGUGAGGUUCUACGCCGGCCAAGAGAGCCCCCUGCCUCGACCGGGGGACGACGUCGUCUUGAGGCUGAUGAUGCGGAACGCCAACAGCACCCUCGCACUGCCGAGGGAGGGGGGCGCCGAGGUGCUUAGCUCCGACGAGGAUGUGCCCUGGCACUUUGCGGCGGACGUGCUGGAUUACGCGAGGAUCAUGAAGGGCACGGCUGGGUACAUGGACGAGCAGUUCGACCGGGAGAUUGAGGAGAUGCACAGACAAGAGAAAGAGGAUGAGCUCCUGUUCCACGAGGACGGCGAGUGGACGCAGAAGGCAAUCAGGGCCAUCAACGCGGCAAAGGAGAAGAUCAAGGGUCUAGGCGACGCCGAGGUGGCCGCCUCCGCUGCGGCUGACGUGUCGAGCCAGUCGAGGCAUGUCGAGCAGGACUUUUACUUCUAUACCGCCCCGCCGCAUCUUUAUCUCUCACCUCUCGAUAUCCGGAUCCUGAAGACGAAGUAUGGCUCGUUCUCGGCCUUCCCGUCCACUCUGCUGCCCAGGGUCGAGCACAUCUCCACCGGGCACGUAGUCGAUGACGCGAUGCGCAGGCGGGCGAAAUACCUUGGCCACCUGCCCCAUGGAUGUCUCAUCAGCUUCCUCGAGUGCGACUGGACGGACAUUGUCCCGGCGGAGACGCUCGAGUCGUUCGCCGAGGAGAUCGAGCGCCGGCGCAAGCGCAACCACGACAAGGCGGCCCAGGAGGAGCGCGAGCGCCUCCAGGCCGAGCGUAUCGAGGCGGCGGCCAUCCGGGACGCCAGGCGCGCCAUGGGCGGCGGCGGGGGCGGCGCGGCGGACGAGGACGUCGUCGCGGUCCGGUUUGGCACCUCGCCGCCCGGGGACGCCCCCGUAGACUUCAGCGACUUCCAGCCCCUGGGCGGCGCCGAGUUGUCGCCGCCGAACCACAGGCCCGGGUUCUCGCAGCUCGCCGACGUCGGCACCAGCCCCCCGAACUCGCAGCACCGAACCGUGUGGGGCACGCCGGCGGUGGCGACGUCGCCCGAGCUGGGGCCGGUGCGGCCGCGGCGGCCGGCCGACGAUGGCUGGCUCAAGGAUGACGAGCUCCUGGGGACGCUCGGGACAGCCGAGCUGGCGAUGCAGAUGGAGGCGUUUGGGAUCGAGCCGGCUGAGAACAGUGGUGAUGGUGGUGCUGGUGGGAUCGAGAGCGCGGCUGGUGCCGCUAGCCGCAACGGGGCCGCGGGAGGAGGGGCCAAGAAGAAGAAGAAGCAGAAGAUCACGCUGAUGAGUACUGGUGGUCGACGAGGGAUUUGAGGUGUCAUUUGGUGACUUCUUCCGUCGAGACUCUAGAUGCUCCGGAGGUGUGUUAUGUAGAAGGGAUGGCUGGAAGAACACGCAGUCAUCGUCGCGGAGUUUGGACCUUGAAGAUGAAGGCUUCCUUACCCGGCGUUAAUUCGGUACUUCCAUGGGAGAGGAAGCUGGGAGCCUUGGUACUUUGACUCCAGAUUGCAAACUGAGUUUGCCCCAUUGCCAGGGAGACGUGACAAGCGAGGGGAGAGAGAGGUAAAGGGUCAGCUGUGGCGGCUGGGCGAUAUUAUCAUCUGUCAUUCGGAAUCCAGCCACUUGCUUGGAAUGAUCAAGAAAUUAUAACCAGCUCGAAAUGAGAAGUAUUAAGAAUUAUUUGAAUCAUAAGCUCACCGAUUUCCCUGCCUGCCCACAUCACCGGGAGACAGAGGUAGGAUGAAAGGGUGCAUUGUGAUCAAGACAAGAACUUUGAUUAGACUACCAACAUAUACC